CCGGGCGGUCCGGGGGAGGGCCCGGGCGGGCGCGGUCCCGGGCCGAGCGCGUACCCUGGUGCCCGCGGGGAGGUACGGGUAGCGUGGUGCCUUAGAGUGAAGCGGUCCGGAGGCCGCGCCAUGGACUCGGUCCCUGAAGAGUACGAGCUCAAUGGCGACCUGCGCCCCGAAUCGCCCCGAUCCCCGGACGCCUCGCCACCCCGCUGGGGCAGGAGCCAGCCUAUCAACGUGAACCAUUAUGCCAACAAGAAGAGUGCAGCAGAGAGCAUGCUGGAUAUCGCGCUGCUGAUGGCCAAUGCCUCUCAGUUGAAGGCCGUCAUCGACCAGGGCCCUAGCUUCGCCUUCUUUGUCCCUUUGGUGGUACUCAUCUCCAUCUCCCUUGUGCUGCAAAUCUGCGUGGGCGUGCUGCUCAUCUUCCUGGUCAGAUACGACCUCAACAACCCAGCCAAGCACGCCAAGCUGGACUUCCUCAACAACCUGGCCACUGGCCUGGUUUUCAUCAUCGUUGUGGUCAAUAUCUUCAUUACUGCCUUUGGUGUCCAGAAGCCUGUACUGGAUGUGGCACCACGGCAGUAGGGAUCAGUGGCCUGGAAAGCCGUCUCACCCUUGAGGCCUUGCCUGCUUACAUGCCGCGGUCCCUGGAAACACCAAAGCUGGGACUGGACUAGAGGACACUUGGGCCAGUGUGAGGCCUGCUCUGUGCUUGAUUGCUCCUCCUCCUGGAACAGGGAUAGUGAGGUCCAGCAAGGCCCAGCGGGCAGAAUUGGAGAACCCCAAGAAAGGUCACAGCCAGCACAGACACACAGCAGGCCUGAGGAGGGGCAGCAAGCAGCCAGGGCCAGCCUUAGUCUCAGGAUCUUCUCAGAGGGACCAGGAGAUGCCCCCCUUAGCCAGUGUACCCUUGGGAGACCCAUGGCCUCUGCUCUUCCUGACCCAGGCCCCAGCCAUGGCUGUGAGCCCUGCAUAUACCUUCCACCAGUAGUAACUGGGUGAGGUCUGGGGCCUGAGCCCACUUUUCUAAGCACAAAUGACCAAUAAAAUGGAUGCGUCUUC
Molecule: messenger RNA, 1053 nt
Organism: Artibeus jamaicensis (Jamaican fruit-eating bat)
Lineage: Eukaryota; Metazoa; Chordata; Mammalia; Chiroptera; Phyllostomidae
Gene: NINJ1
Product: ninjurin 1
Exons: 4
Coding region: 121-576 (151 amino acids)
Biological process (GO): cell adhesion; tissue regeneration
Cellular component (GO): membrane
Source: RefSeq, a predicted model, not a curated record